GUCUAUACUUAAUAAAUAAUUAUAUUUCUGUAAAUAGAGUACUCCGGUGACGAGGAAAUCAAGGUAUACUCCUCAGAAAAGGCUGUUUGAAACUGUUCCUAGAAGAUCGCCCCGACGUGUAAAAAUAGAGACUUCACCACACAUGUCUGACGAGGAGGAUAUUGAUGAAGAUGAAGAGCAGCCUCUGCCAGCGGUUAAAAGUUUCCAUAGAGAGGAGGGAAAAAGUGAUAGAAAAUCCCUUUCAAAGUUUAAAAGUUCAGAUGAGAAAAUGAAUGAAGAUGAAGAGCAGCCUCUCCCUGGGGUUCAAAGUUUCCAAAAAGAGGAUGACAAAAAUGAUAGAAAACCUCUAUCAAAGUUACAAAGUUUCAAGGAGGAUGUGGAUCAAUAUGAAGAGCAACCUCUGUUAGGGGUUCAAAGUUUUCAAAGAGAGGAGAGAAAAAAUGCAAAGUUUCAAAGUUCGAAGGAGGAUAUGAGUGAAGAUGAAGAGCAGCCUCUGCAAAUGAAGAAGAUGAACACAACAACAAAGCCUUCAUAUGAAGUCAUUGAGGAUAAUCCCGAAGAGCUAGAGAGGUGUGGUGUGGUGUAUGUCAAAGAGAAGAGGGCAAAAAUGAAAGCAAAACCCCCACUAAAUAUGCAAAGAAGGACAAGGUUGGUUGCUGAAAAGAAAAGAAGUCAGAGUGCUAACUUGCAAAUGUUUUCCAUUUUAGUUGAGAACUGUCUAGGUGAUGAGUGCACAAUCAGCCAUGGUGCUGAAAUAUUUGGGUUCGAAACUAAAUCUGUGUUUAACAAGGAUGGUUGCCGGUUGGUCAUCAACUUUGAGGAGGUUACAAACUCUAUAAUUGAGAUUUGGGCGAGGUACUUGCAUGAGAAAAUGGUAAAUGAAGGUGGAGAGAUCCUAGUUCAGUUUGGUACUUCUGCAGCUGUACGCAUACCGAAGAAGCCAUCAGUGCAAUCCGUUACAAAGAGGUCCCAGUAUAUAGCUGAUCUUUUAGGCAUUGCAUUGCUUGGACAGAUCACAUUAAUCCCCUACAAUACUGGCGCUCAUUGGGUGUUGGCCGCAAUUGACAUGGCAAUGCAAACGGUGUAUUACCUGGAUUCUAUAGAAGGAUCUCCAUCCGAAGAUUUGGAAGGAAUAGUGAAUCAAGGAGUGAGGAUUCAUCAUGCCUCAACUUCUAAGAAUAGGAUGAAUCUGAAAUGGGUGCGAGUCAUGUGCCCUAAGCAAGCAGGAGCAAUGGAAUGCGGUUAUUUUGUUAUGAAAUAUAUGAAAGACAUUGCAUCCGAUGUCAAACUCUUGAAGCAAAAUUUCUCUAAAAUUAAGGAGUACACUGAAGGUGAUAUUUUGGGAAUACGUGAGGAGUGUGCUACAUAUGCAGCUACUUUGAUAACAAUGAUGAUGAAGGCUCCUGCCAUGAAGACUUGAUGAUGUGAAGCUGAGCGAUGUGUACUUACGAAUUGUUAUUGAAUUGGUGUUUCCAAUUAACUUCACGUACUAUAUGUAUAUAUGACGUGUAGGCAGCUCACUUUUUUGGACUAAACUAUGUAGUUGCUUAGAAUUCUAUUAACCAAUGAUGGCUAGCUAAGUGGUAAAGUGAUCAUUUUGGUGUUGGAUCUUGCUGGGUUUUUUUGACAUGUUUUGUCCAGC
Cuscuta europaea is the source of this 1642-nucleotide messenger RNA. The record is from the annotation of a GenBank genome assembly. NCBI's taxonomy places the organism in Eukaryota, Viridiplantae, Streptophyta, Magnoliopsida, Solanales, Convolvulaceae.